Molecule: messenger RNA, 3703 nt
Organism: Triticum dicoccoides
Lineage: Eukaryota; Viridiplantae; Streptophyta; Magnoliopsida; Poales; Poaceae
Product: probable leucine-rich repeat receptor-like protein kinase At1g35710
Exons: 3
Coding region: 132-3473 (1113 amino acids)
Biological process (GO): protein phosphorylation
Molecular function (GO): protein binding; ATP binding; protein kinase activity
Source: RefSeq, a predicted model, not a curated record
CUCAGCUCACACUCACACACCACCCGCCACCCGGCCCGGCAGGCGAAACCAAAACCAAGCGUAGACGGCUGCCGACGCCUUCUGCUCCGGACACCGCAGUCAUAUCAUUGAUAAUACUACGUCCUGAGCUCAUGGCGAGUUCCACGGUGCCACUGCCACGGCUACAUCGCCUGCUUCUCCCGUUUGCCCUGCUGCUGCUGCUUCUUCUCCUUGCUUCCACGCAAGCCGAGGGUCGCGCCUCGCCUGCAGCACCACCACCGCCACGCCGCGGCGCUUCGCUGAGAUCCCAGGCCAGGGCGCUUCUCCACUGGAAAUCAGCCGUCGAGUACUCCACGCACAUGGGGACCUGGAGAGACGACGGCAUGUACCCGUGCAACUGGACCGGCAUCACCUGCGGCGACACUCGGUCACGCAGAGGAACCACCGUGAAGGUCAUCAGAGCAAUCUCCCUCGGCGGUGCCGGCAUUGCAGGGCGGCUGGACGCCCUGAGUUUCCAGUCGCUCCCUUACCUCGUCAACCUCGACCUCAGCGACAAUUACCAGCUCUCCGGCGCCAUCCCUUCUGGCAUCGGCUCUCUUACCAUGCUUUCCACCCUCAACUUCUCCGGCGGUCAGCUCGACGGAAACAUACCUCCGUCGAUCUGCAGCCUUGGGAGGCUCACGCACAUGGACCUCUCCAUCAACAACCUCACCGGCCACAUCCCUCCUGCCUUGGGUAAUCUCUCAAGACUUGCUUUCCUUUAUCUACCUGGGAAUAGGCUCUCGGGUAGCAUCCCAUGGCAGCUCGGACAGCUUGGGAGCAUGAGAAAGAUGGAUCUGAGAUGGAAUGUCCUUUCUGGCCACAUACCAUCCUCCUUUGCAAACCUGACAAACCUCAACUAUAUCAACCUUUCUGGUAAUCGUCUGUCAGGACCUAUACCUGAAGAGCUAGGCCAGGUCAAAACCCUGCAAGCACUAUCCUUGGCACAAAACAACCUGAACAGUGCAAUUCCUCCCUCCCUUGGAAACCUCACAAUGCUCAGCUUCCUGUACAUAUAUCAGAAUCAGCACACCGGCCCGAUCCCGGUAGAGCUUGGGAUGCUCUCUAGCUUGAUUGAGUUAGAUUUGUCCGAAAACCAUUUGACCGGCUCUAUUCCUUCUAGUGUUGCUGGAAACCUUACUUCCUUGACCUAUUUUUCUCUUUGGAGUAACAAUAUAACUGGAUUCAUCCCUCAUGAGUUUGGAAAUCUCGUGAAUCUGGAAGCACUCUUACUCUCGAAAAAUUUCAUAGUUGGAUCGAUACAGUCAAGUAUUGGGAACAUGUCUUCACUCAGCCAAAUACUAAUAAAUACAAAUAAUAUCUCUGGGGGAUUGCCGGCCGAGCUUGGGAAUUUGGUAAAUUUGGAAAUAAUUGAUUCCUAUGAAAACCAAUUAUCCGGCCCAAUCCCUCAAAGUUUUGGGAAAUUGGUGAGUAUGAGAGAAAUGAGACUGUUCAACAAUCAGCUCACUGGCUCUUUGCCUUCAGCACUCCCCAACCUUACCAGUUUGGUCCUCAUUGAACUGAAUGACAACAAGCUGACCGGACACUUGCCAGAUUUGUGCCAGAGUAAAAUGCUACAGGUUUUCCAAGUUUUUAAUAACAAAUUGGAUGGUCCUAUCCCAAAAAGAUUGAGGGAUUGCAGUUCACUAACAUCCCUCGGAAUUGGCAACAAUCAGAUGGAGGGAGACAUAACUGAAGCAUUUGGGGUGUAUCCACAUCUCAAAAGCAUUGGUUUGUAUUCAAACAGGUUUGUAGGGCGACUCUCGCCAAAUUGGGGCUCAUGUCAACAUUUGACGAGUAUUUAUUUUGCAAACAACAUGAUAGAAGGUAGUAUACCUUCUGAGCUUGGGGAGCUAAAAAAUCUUGGAUGGCUCGACCUCGACUUCAAUAGGUUGAAUAGUGAGAUACCCAUAGAAAUUGGCAAGUUAAGCAGCCUGUAUUGGAUGGACUUGAGAAACAAUCAACUAUCUGGCCAAAUCCCUAAGCAAAUUGGCAGACUGAGUAAUCUUGAAGUUCUUGGUUUGUCAAGCAAUCUGUUAAGUGGUGAAAUACCAGAAGAGAUCGGGAAUUGUUUGAAACUGCGGUCAUUAUAUAUGCAUAACAACAGCCUUAGUGGAAGUAUUCCUGGAAGUGUGGGCAAUUUAGCUUCCCUGCAAAGCAUGUUUGAUCUUAGUAUGAAUAGUCUCAGUGGACCAAUACCAUCAGAACUCAGCAAACUAGAGAUGAUGAUCUAUGUGAACUUCUCACACAACCAAUUCAGCGGUACCAUCCCUUCCUCGAUUGCAAGCAUGCAAAGCCUGUCAGUUUUUGAUGUAUCGUACAACUUCCUAGAAGGCUCUGUCCCAAAGGGGAUCCACAAUGCAUCAGCUCAAUGGUUUCUUCACAACAAAGGUCUUUGCGGAGAUCUUGUUGGCAUACCCCCUUGUAAUUUGCCCCUGGUGGAUCAUAGGAAAAGGCAUGAAAAUACUGUACUAUCAGUCAUUCUUCUUAUGUUUGUUGCUACUAUUUCGAUAGCAACAGCUGUAAUUGCAUUUUUGAUUUGCCGCAAGAAAAUAUCUCAAAAAACAGAUGACGCGAGCAAAAGGGAUGUAUUCUCUGUGUGGAGCUUUGAUGGCAGAAUGGCAUUUGAGGAUAUUAUCAAUGCAACUGAUAAUUUUGAUGAGAAGCAUUGCAUUGGACAGGGAUCAUAUGGCAGUGUUUAUAAAGCAGAACUUCAAGAUGAACAAGUAGUUGCAGUAAAGAAGCUAUAUCCAGGCGAUGAAGACGCACAUGAUGAAGAAAGAUUCCAGCAUGAGAUCGAAAUGUUAACAAAAAUUCGCCAUCGCAGCAUCGUCAAGCUAUAUGGGUAUUGUUCUCAUCCGCGGUACAGGUUCCUUGUAUGCCAGUUUAUAGAGAAAGGAAAUCUAGCUUCUAUCUUAAGCAAUGAAGAACUAGCAAUCCAGUUCAACUGGCAAAGAAGGACCGCUCUCAUAAGAGAUGUUGCUCAAGCCCUCACAUACCUCCAUCAUGAUGUUCAGCCGCCCAUAAUUCAUCGAGACAUCACAAGCAGAAAAAUCUUACUAGAUGCUGGUUACAAAGCAUUUGUUUCGGAUUUCGGUAUUGCAAGAAUGUUGAAACCUGAUUCAUCAAAUUUGAGUGCACUAGCGGGGACCUAUGGGUACAUUGCACCUGAAUGUUCCUACACUUCUCUAGUUACAGAGAAAUGUGAUGUGUAUAGCUUUGGUGUGGUGGUGCUCGAGGUGUUGAUGGGCAGACAUCCAGGAGACAUACAAGCUUUUCAUUCUUCACUCACUGACCAAUUUCUUCUGGAAGAAAUUUUGGAUAAACGACUUCCACGACCCGAAAGCGAGGCGAACGACGUGAAGCAGUGCAUCUCUGUGGCAUUUGAUUGCCUAACUCCUUCACCCAAAGAAAGGCCAAUUAUGCUAAAAGUUUAUCGAGAUCUUUCUGUUUGAACUUACUGUUAGACAUGUAAUAUGCGGUAUUGUGUGAUGUCACAGUAUACAUGAGAGUCAUGUACGUAGAAUAUAUGUUAGGAAGUUAGAGUUGUUAGGAGUCCUCUCUUAUCUCUCUGUCUCACGUAACCUCCCAUGUAAUCCUCUCGAUGGUUAGCCAGGGGCUGCCGCAUAUUGUACGUACCAUCAUCAAUCAAUAUAUACAUCGCGGGUAUCCGUGUAUGGAGAUU